UUCUUCAACUAUCAUCACCUGCAAAUUAGGGUUUAUCAAAUUCUUAGGUUUUUCCAAUACCAAAAAUCUCUAACUUAUCAAACAGAAAAAAGACACUGUAAUUCAUCAGGUUAAAAAUGGGAAGCAAGAAAAGAAAUUCAAGUUCUAUAGAGGAAGUUGAUACUUUGGUGCCAAGAACUGAGAAUAAUAAUGCAGUAGUAGGCGAUUUGAAUCCGACUAAAAAGAAAUUGAAAAAGGCCAAAGAAAAGGACGUCGGAACGGAAAAUUUGGAUGUUCCUGCUACUGCUAGUUCAGUAAAACCAAUGGAAAGGAAAAAAGAACGAAAAGCAUUGGAUAAAAAGAAGCACCGGGUUGCUUUAGACUCGAAACCGAAGCCAGUGGUGGUGGACGUCGAUAUGAAAGUGAACGAAAUUAGUGUGGAGAAUGCGGGUUCGUCUAGUAGUGGGUUGCCUGAGUUUCAUAUUGGGGUUUUUAAGGACUUGGCGUCUGCGGAUGUAUCGGUUAGAGAAGCUGCGGUGGAGAGGUUGGUGAGUGAGUUAAGGGAGGUUCAGAAGGCAUAUGAGAUGGUUGAUAAUAAGGAGUUGAUUGAAGGUGGGUUGAAAUUAGAAGCUGAGAAAGAUGAUGGGUUGAAUAAUUGUGCGCCUUCUUUGAGGUAUGCUGUGCGUAGGCUUAUUCGCGGCGCUUCUUCUUCACGGGAGUGUGCUAGACAAGGUUUUGCAUUAGGAUUGACUGUGUUAGUUGGUACAAUUUCAAGCAUCAAAUUGGACUCGCUGUUGAGACUAAUAGUUGAUUUGUUGGAAGUUUCUUCUUCAAUGAAGGGUCAGGAAAUAAAGGAUUGUCUUUUGGGUCGCUUAUUUGCUUGUGGUGCUCUUGUCCGAUCAGGAAGAAUCACUCAAGAGUGGAUGUCUGAUAAAGAUACUCCAAUCCUUAAGGAAUUCACUAGUGCUCUUCUUUCUCUCGCAUUAAAGAAGCGGUACUUGCAGGAGCCUGCUGUUGCCAUUAUUUUAUAUUUGGUUGAAAAGCUGCCAACUGAGGCCGUGAAGGAACAUAUUCUUCAGAAUUCCACUCUUUCUAAGUGGUUUGAAGAAGCCAUGAAUAUUGGAAAUCCUGAUGCUUUGCUUUUAGCAUUGAAACUUCAGGAAAAAAUAUCUGAUGAUAGCCCGAUGUUUGGAGAUCUUUUGCCACAACCAUUUAGCCCUAGCAGAUUCUUUGCCUCUGACAAUUUGGCCUCAAUUGCCCAUUGUUUGAAGGAAUCAACAUUCUGCCAACCUCGGGUUCACAGUGUGUGGCCAUUUCUGGUAAACUUGCUUUUACCUGAUGCUGUUGUGCAAGCUGAGGAUAUGGUGUCGGCUUCCAAUUCUCUUAAGAAGCAUAAAAAAAGUCGCAAAUCUAGCUCUUCUGCGGAAGAAACAGAUAGAAGUAUUCAGAACUUUUGUGAGGUAAUUAUUGAGGGAACACUUCUUCCGUCAUCUCAUGAUCGCAAGCACCUGGCAUUUGAUAUUCUGCUUCUACUCCUCCCAAGGCUACCUGCAUCUUUCGUUCCCAUUGUUCUGUCUCAUAAACUGGUUCAGUCCCUGAUGGAUAUACUCUCAACUAAAGAGUCUUGGCUGUAUAAAAUUGCAGAAAAUUUUCUCAAAGAAUUGUCAAAUUGGGUCGGAAGUGAUGAUGUAAGAAGGGUUGCUGUCAUAGUUGCUUUUCAAAAGCAUAGUAAUGGAAAAUUUGAUAACAUCACAAGGACAAAGACAGUUAAAGCUUUGAUGGCAGAGUUCAAAACAGAAGCAGGUUGUAUGUUGUUUAUACAAAAUUUAUCGAACAUGUUUGUAGAUGAAGGUCACACUUCCGAGGAACCUUCAGAUCAGAGCCAGACAACUGAUGAUAACUCAGAGAUAGGAUCAAUAGAAGAUAGGGAUUCAGCUGGUGCAGUGGGGAAUUCAGAUUCCUUUAAAAGUUGGGUUGUGGAGUCCCUCCCUAGUAUUUUGAAAUAUUUGAAGCUGGAUCCAGAAGAAAAGUUCCGGGUGCAAAAGGAAAUUUUGAAGUUCUUAGCUGUGCAAGGUCUAUUCUCUGCUUCCCUUGGUUCCGAAAUCACAUCUUUCGAGUUACAGGAGAAAUUUAGGUGGCCAAGAAUAGCAACAUCAAGUGCCAUUUGCAGAAUGUGUAUAGAGCAGAUCCAACAUUUGCUGGCAAGUGCUCAGAAGAUAGAGGGGUCACGGUAUUUGGCAACUAGUCUUGAGCCCAGUGAUGUAGGCACUUACUUCAUGCGCUUCCUCAGUACAUUACGCAACAUUCCUUCGGUCUCUUUAUUUCGAACUUUAAGUGAUGAGGAUGAAAAAGCUUUUGAAAAAUUACAAGAAAUGGAAUCCAGGCUUUCAAGAGAGGAAAGGAGUGGUGGGAUGAGUGCAGAUGCAAAUCGAUUGCAUUCACUGAGAUACUUACUAAUCCAACUGCUACUCCAAGUGCUCCUUCAACCAGGAGAAUUCUACGAAGCAGUAUCUGAACUUAUUAUCUGUUGUAAGAAAGGUUAUCCAACUUCUAAUCUUGAAUCUUCAGCAGAAGAUGAGUUGGCUAGUGAUGACGGUCCUGAGUUAAUGGAUGUACUUGUGGAGACAUUCCUUUCAUUGUUGCCACAAUCAUCAGCUCCUUUGCGGACUGCCAUUGAACAGGUUUUCAAGUACUUCUGUAAUGAUGUGACGAAUGACGGACUACUUCAGAUGUUGCGGGUCAUCAAGAAAGAUUUGAAACCAGCUAGACAUCAAGGAGCAGAUAGUGAAGAUGAUGAUGAUGAAGAUUUUCUUGGUGUUGAAGAAGAUGAAGACAUUGAUGAAGCUGAGACAGGUGAAACAAGUGACAAUGAAGAGCAGACAGAUGAUUCUGAGGCAGUAAUUGAAGCUGAUGAAGCUGGAAAAGAACCGCCUGAAGAUUCCGAUGAUUCUGAUGGAGAUGAUAUGGAUGAUGAUGCAAUGUUCCGCAUGGAUACUUAUCUUGCUCAAAUUUUCAGAGAGAAAAGAAAUCAGGCUGGGAGUGAAACUGCUCAAUCCCAGCUAAUUCUGUUCAAACUCCGUGUUCUUUCUUUGCUGGAGAUUUACCUACAUGAAAAUCCAGGUAAACCUGAAGUUCUGACAGUGUACACAAAUUUGGCUCGUGCACUUGUUAAUCCGCAUACUACAGAAAUCAGUGAGCAGCUUGGACAGCGUAUAUGGGGAAUUCUACAAAAGAAAGUAUUUAAAGGGAAGGACUUCCCUAAAGGUGAAAAUGUGCAAUUAUCUACACUUGAAUCUUUACUGGAAAAGAAUUUGAAGUUGGCAUCGAAACCAUUCAAGAAAAAGAAAUCUGCAGCUCUGUCAAAGAAGAAGCAGUCAGCUUCCUUGAAGCGCCAUAAAAUGAUUGUUUCCCUAGCUCAGAAUUCAACCUAUUGGAUUCUAAAAAUCAUCGAUGCUCAGAAUAUUCCUCAGCCUCAACUGCAGAGAGUUUUUGAUAUUUUUAAAGAGGUGUUGGUGGAAUAUGUUGACAAUAAAAGGUCUCGAAUUAAAUCUGAAUUUUUGAAAGAAAUAUUUCGAAGAAGGCCAUGGAUUGGACAUCAUUUAUUUGGGUUGCUUCUGGAGAAAUGUAGCAUUGCAAAGUCAGAAUUUCGCCGAGUAGAUGCUCUUGAUUUAGUGAUGGAAAUAUUGAAAUCGAUGGUUUGUUCUAGUAGUACUGAUGACGACAGCCGCAAUGCAUCAAAGAAAAUCUUGAAAAGCCAUCUGCAAAAGCUAAGUAAUUUGAUAAAGGAAUUGGUUACAAAUAUGCCAGAGAACAAGUCGAGGAGAGCUGAGGUGCGAAAAACUUGCGUCAAGAUCUUUCAAAUUGUGUCGACGCAUGAUAUCACCAAGCCUUUUUUGAAAGCGUUGACCCCCGAGGCUCAAGCUGCUUGCGAAUCUCAACUCGGUGAGCUUUUUAUCAAUUUGAAGAAAGCCAGUGACAGCAAUAAGAAUUGAUAUUGCUUCACAUCUUUGAUAUUAUACAUCACUGAAAUGUUGAAGCUCCCUGCUUUUUGCCUCAAACAUAUUUAUAUAUACUAGGUUCAGUUAGAGUCCAGAAUUGAUGCUUUAACUAGAAAAUCAGUGUUUUUUGUCUUAUCAACUUCUUGCUACAUUUAUUGGGAUUAUCUGCCAGCUGCUAUUUAUGAGUUAGUUUAUGUAUUAUUUGAGAAUACUGUCAGGUUUUGGUAAAUGCAUAAUUCUUGUAUCACUUUGAUUAUUUGAACCUAUGAUCUAUCCGUUUUCGAGUUA
This is a messenger RNA of Mercurialis annua (annual mercury), 4265 nucleotides long. RefSeq lists its product as uncharacterized. Gene Ontology annotation, cellular component: nucleolus. NCBI's taxonomy places the organism in Eukaryota, Viridiplantae, Streptophyta, Magnoliopsida, Malpighiales, Euphorbiaceae. The record is from RefSeq and is a predicted model, not a curated record. Gene Ontology annotation, biological process: regulation of DNA-templated transcription. Bases 117 to 3971 code for a protein of 1284 amino acids. The transcript is spliced from 9 exons. Gene Ontology annotation, molecular function: transcription factor binding; DNA binding.